AUGUACCUAACGCGAAGAUGCUCUCAGGCCAGUCCUCAGCCUCAAGCUCCUCCUUGGAGCGCCUCGCCUCCCCCGCAGAGUGGAACACCAAAUCCUUACUAUAGGAACCAACAACAACCACCACCACCACAGCAACAACAGACUCCUUAUGGCCAACAGCCGGCCUAUGGUCAACAACAAGCACCUUAUGGUCAACAGCAAGCAUAUGGUCAACCCCAGCCUGCCUAUGGACAGCAGCAACAACCCUAUGGAGCGCCACCACAGCAACCAGCUUACGGGCAGCAAUACCCCUCUAACCAGGCUCAUUACGGACAAGGCCCACCCGGCCAAUUCCGUCCAGGCCAACAGCCUGGAUACCCUCCACAGGGACAAGGCUAUCCUCCCCAAGGUGGUGCUCCAGGCUACCCACAGGGUCAACCCGGCCAACAGCAAUUCGGUGGCCCUCCAAACCCCCAGAUGCAGGCUGCUUACAAGCAGGUUCUCCAGAGCUGUAUCAACGAGAAGCAGCUACAGGGCAUGUACCCACCAGGCUCCCCAGCUCUUGACCAGAUGGUGAGCAGAAUUAGCGGCCAGGUUGAUCAACUCUGCGCUACUUGGCGUGUCCCUCGCGAGGUUGGCCAGGAUAUCGUCAAGCUCUCGCUUUUCGAUGUUGUCCUGUACAUCGACGACAGUGGCUCUAUGCAGUUUGAAGAGAAUGGCGAGCGUAUCAAAGAUCUCAAGCUCAUCCUCUCCCGCGUGACAUUCGCCACCUCCUUGUUCGAUGACGAUGGUAUUCAAGUCCGAUUUAUGAACUCCAAUGAGCAAGGUAACAACAUCCGAAAUGAGGGACAGGUCGAAGCUCUUAUGCAGCGCAUGCAGUUCAAGGGUCUCACCCCCAUGGGAACCAGCUUGAAAAACAAGGUCUUGGAACCAUUGGUCCUCGCUCCCGCCAGAGCUGGUCAGCUCAGGAAACCAGUCUUGGUCAUUACCAUCACAGAUGGUCAGCCUGCCGGAGAAGCCCAGGGCGCCGUAUUCGACGCUAUCCGCAGUGCGGUCCAAGAGUUGCAGUCCAACCCAAGAUACGGCCGUGGAGCCGUCUCCUUCCAGUUUGCCCAGGUUGGAAAUGACUUGAAGGCCAGAGAGUUCCUCUCCAAGCUUGAUGAGGAGCCUGGUAUUGGAGAGCUUGUCGAUUGUACUUCCAACUUUGAGGUCGAACAAGACGAGAUGUCUCGUGCCAACCCACCAGUUGACUUGACUCCCGAGCUCUGGCUUGCAAAAAUGAUGCUCGGCGCCAUUGACUCCUCCUACGACACCAAGGACGAGAAGACCCAGCGGGCUCCUGGCGGAGCACCACCACCUGGUCAAUAUGGCGCACCACCACCUCAAGGCCAAUACGGCGGUGGCUACGGCCAACAGCCUCCUCAGCAAGGCGGCUACCCCGGUGGCGGCUACGGCCAGCAACCUCAGCAAGGCGGCUACGGACAACCACCACCACAGCAGCAGCAAGGUGGCUAUGGACGUCCUCCACAGGGCCCUCCUCAGGGAGGACCAGGCGGCUACCCGCAACAAGGUGGCUAUGGCGGCCCACCACCACCAGGCCGUUAUUAG
Molecule: messenger RNA, 1587 nt
Organism: Arthroderma uncinatum
Lineage: Eukaryota; Fungi; Ascomycota; Eurotiomycetes; Onygenales; Arthrodermataceae
Exons: 4
Coding region: 1-1587 (528 amino acids)
Source: RefSeq, a predicted model, not a curated record